UCAAAUCGCUGCGUUCAUGCGCUUAUUUUGAAAAGUUUAGAAAGAAAAUGUCGGACUUGAAGAGAUAAUUUACUCAACGUACUAAGACAAAAUGGCAACGAACGGAAGAAUGACAGCUGUUGAAGAUCUAGUCAAGUUUCUUGAUACAUCCAUGAGCAAAUUGAACAGAAUAUGGACAGAAAUAGGAAUUGUGGAUUAUCAGAGAAAGGAGCGUGCUCAAACUGCAAUGUUACACCUACAGAAUCUUCUGGAGGAUAUGGUACAAGAAGAAGAAGCUCUGAAGCACCAGAUUACCAAACGAAUUGAGAAAUAUACACUGGAAGUCAAAAGCUUGUGUACUGAAUUGGAAAUACCACAAUUUGAGCCAAAUGGUAAACUGUCAAUGUUACAAAGAGAGAAAGACCUGCGGGCAAAAGUAGAGUCUUUAUCUCAAGAAAAACAAGAACGUUUAAAGACUCUUAAGAAUUUGAAGGACCAGGAUCAGCACCUAUGUGAUGCCAUGUGUUUAACUCCCUACUACAUCCCCACUGGAUCCACACCUUCAAAUGAGCAGUUAAAGGCUCUUGAGCAGCAUGUUAAUUCCUUAAAAGCUGAGAAGGAAAAACGUUUUGCAGAAUUUGUGUCAAAGAAAAAGAAAGUUGUAGAAUUGUUUCAUGAAAUAGACCGUAAUCCCCAAUCUGACUUUGAGUGUGAUGUGAUAUGUGAAGAAGACAGUACCUUCCUACUAUCCAUGGAAAACCUGAAAUCUCUCAAAACUCUACUGACAGAGUUAGAAGAACAGAAAGAAGAUAUGGAGAAAGAAGUGGCGGAUCUAUGGGGGCGGAUCGUUUGUCUGUGGGAUAGACUGGAGAUUUCUGAGGCUGAGAGAAGUCACUUUAGGAAAGACAAGUCUGGCAUCAAACCCCCCGUCAUAGAGGCACUAAAGGCUGAAAUAGCACGUUGUGAGAAGCUCAAGUUUGAUAAUAUUCAGCGAUUUGUGGAGGGCAUGAGGAAAGAGAUCGUUGAAUGGUGGGAUAAGUGCUUCUUCAGUAGACAACAGAGGGAAGAUUUCACCGCUUAUUUUAAUGAAAACUAUACAGAGGCUCUAUUAGACGAGCAUGAUAGAGAAGUUCAAAAACUGAAGAAGUAUUACGAGGAUCAUAAACAAAUGUUUGAAAAUCUGGAACGAUGGGAUUCCCACUUUCGGCAGAUGAUUGAAAUGGAGAGGAAAGCAAAUGAUCCCAACAGAUUUAACAACCGUGGAGGUAAAUUACUUCAGGAGGAAAAGGCAAGAAAAAAAGUCCUGAAGGAUCUGCCCAGGAUUGAAGAAGAACUUAAAGAAACAGUUAUUAAAUGGGAGGCAGAACAUAGCCAGCCAUUCCUGGUAGAGGGUGUGGCUUUUGAUGAAUUUGUACAGAAACAGUGGGCCGCUUAUGAAGAGCAGAAAAUCAAGGAAAAAGAACAAAGGCACAAAGCAAAGGCUCGAUUGAUGGAGGAAGAGAUGAUUUAUGGUAGUAAGCCGUCUACUCCUGCCAAGAAACGCUUCCUGACUACGCCCACAAAGACCCCCAGUAAACUCAGGAAGUUGACUGAUGGCUCCAGUUCAAGGAUAUCUGUUCAGCUGAAUGACACAACCAAGACUCCAAUGUCUUGCAGUAAGAUUCAGCACAGUAGUGUGUUUGCUUCCCCAUCUAUGAGGGCUCCCAUGUCAGCAAGUAAAUAUACACCUGGCUGUAAAACAACACGAAGAAGGUCCCUCCGUGGAAAUCGUAAAGUUCUGUCAGAGCGAAACAAUGGUCCUCCAAACCCGGCCCUGUUCAGCCAUACGACGGUAAGCAGUCACGGACAGUCCGCACCUACUGCCCAUAUUGACGUCUCGGCAGCCUCCAUGGGAACGUAUCAAGAUUUUGAAUCGGGAAUUCAAAUGAAUAGCACUUUAACGUACAGAAGAAAACCGCCCAUAGGAAUUUAAACCACCCCACCAGAGCCUUUUGUAGAAGCAGUAUGAUGCCCCAUGGGAGCCCCAGUAACAGAAUGUGAAUUGUACAUAUUGUGUACAUAAUGUAUAGUGUACAGACCUCUACAGCAGUGCAAUAACACGUUUUACUAUGGUCAGAAAAACUACAGGCUUUUUAUAAGCUAUUGCUUUGAACUUCUUCAACCCAAUAUUUUUUUAAGAAAAUAAAUUUUUUAUCAUGUGGACUUUUAAAUAUUUCUUUUCUUUCACAUUGUGAUAAUCCAGCAUGGGGCCAGUUAAAACUGUUAAUUCUGCUGCUAAUGUUAAAUUAUGAAUAAUUUUUUGUCCAAUAGAUGCUGCUGGCAUAUGUACAUUGAUUAAUGGUUGUAAAUGUAUAGGAUUUCAUUCAUACUCUUACAACCUUAUACACAUGGAAAUGUUUCAGUAUAUCUAUAGUAUAAAUUAAUUUACAGAUGUUAAAAAAAGUAUCUUAAAUGUCCCAGUUU
Molecule: messenger RNA, 2442 nt
Organism: Saccostrea echinata
Lineage: Eukaryota; Metazoa; Mollusca; Bivalvia; Ostreida; Ostreidae
Product: protein regulator of cytokinesis 1-like
Exons: 15
Coding region: 92-1951 (619 amino acids)
Biological process (GO): mitotic spindle midzone assembly; microtubule cytoskeleton organization
Cellular component (GO): mitotic spindle midzone; spindle; cytoplasm
Molecular function (GO): microtubule binding
Source: RefSeq, a predicted model, not a curated record